Molecule: messenger RNA, 2725 nt
Organism: Xiphophorus couchianus (Monterrey platyfish)
Lineage: Eukaryota; Metazoa; Chordata; Actinopteri; Cyprinodontiformes; Poeciliidae
Product: von Willebrand factor C domain-containing protein 2-like
Exons: 3
Coding region: 120-845 (241 amino acids)
Biological process (GO): negative regulation of BMP signaling pathway
Cellular component (GO): AMPA glutamate receptor complex
Molecular function (GO): protein binding
Source: RefSeq, a predicted model, not a curated record
UGCGCUGAGUGUGAGGAUGCGCUGAGUGUGAGGAUGCGCUGAGUGUGAGGAUGCGCUGAGUGUGAGGAUGCGCUCACUGGAGCGCAGCAGAAGCAGCCGCUCACUUCAACCUGGCCACCAUGGUGAAGCGCGCGCUCCCCGGCCUCUCCGUUGCGCUCGCGGCGCUGCUGCUGAUUCCUGGGCGCGCGGCGGACGAGUACUCCACCAAGACAGAGCCGGACUACGAGUUUGGGGACUACCGGGGCAAGUGGUGCAUUGACGACCAUGGCUUCGUGUACAGCAUCGGAGAGGUUUACUACCCGAGCCCCACGGCGUGCCCCUGCACCUGCACCGUGGACGGCCCCGUGUGCGUCCGACCCAGGUGUCCCCGCAUCCACCCGCAGUGCACGCGGAUCAGGUAUAAGGCGUGCUGCCCUGUGUGUGAGGCCAUGGCCAGAGUCUGCGUCUACGGAGGCAAAACCUACAGACUGCUGGAGGAGUUCAGGGUGUCGAGGUGUGAGUGGUGUCGCUGCGAGGCCAACAGAGAGGUGUACUGCAGCAUCUCCGACUGCCCGGCCCCUCACUGCGUGAACCCCACCUAUGAGCCCAACCACUGCUGUCCCAUCUGUAAGACUGGUCCCAACUGUUUUGCCGGGAGCAGGGUGAUCCCGGCAGGGGAACGUGUGAACAUCGAUGAGGAGACGGUGUGCUACUGCACCUACAGGGACGGAACGUGGCACACCCACCCUCAGGCCACCUGCGAGCAGCGCUCCCUGCCCAGCUCCACACUCCGUACCCGCACCGACGCCCCCAUGGAUGAGGACGUGGCGGGGAGACUGUUCCCUAGACUGGAUCUGAUACCCUAAAGCAAACUGACUGAAGCAGAGUUACUGGUCAGUUACAAACAACCCCCAGUUCUCAGUCAGUGGGACUCAGAGCAGUGAAUGUUUGGGAAUCAUGACUCCAGCCCCUGGUUCCUGAUGCUCACCAGCAUUCAGCAUUAUUUAAGUUAAGUUUAGGUUCACUGAUAAAUACUGACAUACAUCCUAACGAUGAAAUUAGAUCAAAUUAAAGUUACUAACAGCAACAUUACAUGGAGGAAAUGGUCAAAAGUGUCGGAAACGUAGCGACUGGUGAGAUCUGGUGGAAGCCCAGAUGUUGCCCACAUCUGUUGUUUGUGACACACAGAUUCUGUUUAGUUUUUGUCAAAGUCCGAAUAAUUCCUGUUACAGACUGAAGAAACCUCAUCACACCAGAACCAGAACCAGAACUGUUCUGAUGUUCUCACUGAGACUACCUGACCUUUCUGUCUGGAGUUCUAACUGUGACACUAAUCAACUGGAAUUACAGUAAUGACAUGUGAAUAUUGUACUAACAAAUAUAUACAUUUACAAAAACAUAUUUGAUUAUAUUACCAUAUUUUAACGUAUUUAAUGUUCACCUGCAGCAACACAUCCUGACUCCAUUCUGUCUCACCUGUCAGACUGAGUGGAGCUACACUGAUCUGGUUAAGAUAAACUUAUUUUGUUAACAUAUUCUGAUAUGAUUAUGAUAAAUUGAUCUGGUUAUGAUUAACUGAUCUGAAUUGAUGCUACUGUGCAGUUCAGCCGAUGUGAUGAGUCACAUUUUCAGUUUUUUACAUUUAUUGCAGAAAACAAGAGAAAAUUUAAAUUCUUCUAAAAAUUGUGACUUGGACCUUGUUACGGUCCGACCAGUAAGGCACAAGGACAAAGGCGUAUAUAAAAAAAUAUUUUCUAUUUAUUUUCCCAAAAAUUCUUCACAAAAAGACUUCCAACAUCAAAUCUCAAAAAUAUAACAAAAUGGGCCCAAAAUAAAUCAACUAAGGCAGACCUAACUCAGGAUAACAAACCAAAAACUGACCUCACACAAUGAGCACACAGGGAUUUAUACACAAAGACUGGCCUACACAAACGAGGAGGGGUGGAGAAAAGACAAAGACAAACAAUUAAUAUACAUAAAUAACUAAUUCAAACCAAGACAUUUUGACUACAACAAAACAACCUAACACCAAAAAUGUUUUUGCAGUUAUACUGUUAGUAUAGAGAGAGGCAGAUUCUUUAACAUCAAGUCCUGCUUCCAGCAGCCUGAUGGUUUGUUCCACUUCCUGGUUUAGAAUAGAAUAGAAUAGAAUAGAAUAGAAGUACUUUAUUCAUCCCAGCAGGGAAAUUACUUCGCAGUUACAGCAUAGAGACAAGACACAAUAACAACUACCACUGAGUAGUAGUUGUAGAUAAAAUAAAAAUAAUGGUUUGUCUUUCAACCAGUCGUCUCCCCCAGCCAGUCCUUCAAACUCAGCAAAAAAAAGUAGUUAAUGAUUCAAAUAAACAAAAGGUGUUUACUAAAUGUGUGCACCCAAAAUAGUAAACAACCUAAUGCAAUAAACACCACAAAAAGAGUGAAAUUAUAACUGUAUUGUGUGAAAACAUUUAAAUAAAUACUAACACUGGGAGAAAGAUCCAGGAACCUCCACAGACCUUAUGUAUUUAAUAGACAUUUGUAGAUAAUGUGAAUAUGUUUGUGGUUUUACUGAAUUCUGAUGAACAAAUAGAAGUUGUUUCUGUAGAGCUGUAUGUGUCACAUACAGAUGUUUCCUGUUCUGAACCUGCCACAGACCAAAUCUUUUCAUAAAUAUCUGUGUUGAUUUAUCCGUCAUUUUUUGUGUCCUCUAUGACUAUCUAGUUUUUGGACGCCCAUUUUCCUUGUUUAAUAAAUCUCUUUAAUUUUA